Molecule: messenger RNA, 1967 nt
Organism: Dioscorea cayenensis subsp. rotundata (Guinea yam)
Lineage: Eukaryota; Viridiplantae; Streptophyta; Magnoliopsida; Dioscoreales; Dioscoreaceae
Product: delta(24)-sterol reductase-like
Exons: 4
Coding region: 58-1776 (572 amino acids)
Biological process (GO): steroid metabolic process
Cellular component (GO): cytoplasm; membrane
Molecular function (GO): oxidoreductase activity, acting on the CH-CH group of donors, NAD or NADP as acceptor; FAD binding
Source: RefSeq, a predicted model, not a curated record
CCCGCCUUCGGCGAGUGCGUCUAGUGGCUGGAGAUCAUGUAGAACUCUGGCUUCUGAAUGCAGCCUUGUGUAUGGUUAUCAAGCAUGUUGGACCUGCAUGCACCCCUCCGUCCCAAAAGGAAGAAGCAGUGGGUGGAUUUCUUGGUCCAAUUCCGAUGGGUAGUUGUUAUUUUUGUAGUCCUUCCCAUAUCUUUCACAAUAUAUUUCCUCACAUAUCUUGGUGACAUAAGAUCUGAGCUGAAAUCAUUUAAACGUCGCCAAAGAGAACACGAUGAGAAUGUCCUGAAAGUUGUGAAUCGCCUUAAGCAAAGAAAUCCUAAGAAAGAUGGGCUUGUUUGCACUGCUCGAAAGCCAUUCAUUGCUGUCGGCAUGAGGAAUGUUGAUUACAAACGUGCUAGACAUUUUGAGGUUGAUCUCUCUGCAUUCAGAAAUAUUCUUGACAUUGAUAAAGAGAGUAUGAUUGCCAGAGUAGAGCCUCUUGUUAAUAUGGGUCAAAUAAGCAGAGUUACAGUUCCCAUGAAUCUCGCACUUGCUGUUGUUGCUGAGCUUGAUGAUCUUACUGUUGGAGGCCUCAUUAAUGGUUAUGGGAUUGAAGGAAGCUCUCAUCUUUAUGGCCUUUUCUCUGACACAGUGGUUGCAAUGGAAGUUGUGCUUGCAGAUGGCCGUGUUGUUAGAGCUACAAAGGAUAAUGAAUACUCUGACCUUUUCUAUGCCAUUCCCUGGUCUCAAGGUACAAUUGGGUUCUUAGUUUCAGCAGAUAUUCGUCUCAUACCAGUGAAAGAAUACAUGAAAGUGACUUGCAAGCCGGUGAGGGGUAAUUUGAAGGAACUUGCACAGGCUUAUGCAGAUUCUUUCGCACCAAGAGAUGGAGACCCUGCAAAAGUUCCAGAUUUUGUUGAAACAAUGAUCUAUACACAGACUGAAGCUGUGGUGACGACCGGAAAAUAUGCUUCUAAGCAAGAGGCGCAGAGAAAGGGUAAUGCCAUCAAUGAAUUAGGCUGGUGGUUUAAGCCUUGGUUCUAUCAGCAUUGCCAGACAGCAUUGACAAGAGGCCAGUUUGUCGAAUACAUUCCCACAAGGGAAUACUAUCACAGGCACACAAGGUCCAUAUACUGGGAAGGAAAGUUGAUCCUGCCGUUUGCGGACCAGUGGUGGUUCCGGUGGUGCUUUGGCUGGCUUAUGCCUCCGAAGGUUUCAUUGCUCAAGGCCACCCAAGGUGAAGCUAUUCGGAACUAUUACCAUGACAUGCAUGUAAUUCAAGACAUGCUUGUUCCUCUGUACAAAGUCAGUGAUGCGCUCGAGUUUCUUCACAAUGAAAUGGAGGUGUAUCCGGUAUGGCUUUGCCCCCAUCGUUUAUUCAAACUUCCGGUGAAGACAAUGGUGCAUCCUGAACCAGGAUUUGAGCUGCACCAUCGGCAAGGUGAUACAAACUACGCGCAGAUGUACACUGACAUUGGUCUAUACUACGCUCCAGCUGCUGUUCUGCGUGGAGAGGAGUUCAAUGGAGUUGAAGCCGUGCGUCGAUUCGAAAAAUGGUUGAUUCAGAGCCAUGGUUUCCAACCACAAUAUGCAGUCAGUGAGCUGAGUGAGAAGGAUUUCUGGCGUAUGUUUGAUGGUGAACUCUAUGAAGAAUGCCGUAGAAAGUACAAGGCUGUUGGUACUUUCAUGAGUAUAUACUAUAAGAGCAAGAAAGGGAGGAAGACGGAGAAAGAAGUGUAUGAAGCUGAACAAGCCAUGCUUGAAUCAGCCUAUGCUGAGAAGACUUCAUUGGGUUGAUGUUUUUUCUGGUUCUCUAUAAAUUAGUAGCUUGAAACCACCAUUUGGAUCAUAAAAAUUAACUGCCCGUUUUAUAUAUUUUUAUCACAUAAAUUGUUGUAUUAAAUAAAAUAAUUAAAGUGAAUAAAUUUUAUUAUUCGGGAAUUAAAACCAAUGAACAAAUUUGUAUUCUUAGAUGAUAAAAUACUGUU